ACUAUUAACGAUUUCUGUUUUAAGAAUCAUACGAGUCUGAGAUAACUAGCUCGAGUCAACUCAGAUUUUGUUACGUCCGAACCAGUUAAAGAACACGAGUAACCCCUGACUCAGGUGAGUUGUGCCCAUUCAGCCCCAACUUGGACCAGUCGAUUCAAGUAGCCGAGUAUUUUGACCAUCUUCCAGACUGGCUAUAGAAGUGGUCAUAAUCUUUCAGUUUUCACCACUGAACAUUUGGCUGUAUGGUUGGGUAAUCAGGCCUAGUGGAGUUUGAUUCCUUAACUCAUCGGCCAUAGGUGCCAUUCAAUCACCUUCCAUUGCUGGCGAAUUGCAAGCUUGUUACUCAUUCGAUGCUGGAAAGCAAAUCCGGCAAACUGUUUAUUCUUCUUAGUUUCUUCAUAUUCUACUGCCUCUGCGUUCAAUUUUCCCAUGCGGCGGAUACCAUCACACAAGACCAACCGCUCCCUGAUGGGAAGACCUCGAUUUCUGCUGGUGAGGUUUUCGAGCUGGGCUUCUUUAGCCCCGGCAAGUCCAAGAAUCAUUACGUGGGAAUAUGGUACAAGAAAGUCACGGAACAAACGGUUGUAUGGGUUGCCAAUAGGAGAACCCCGCUCUCGCAUUCAUUUGGUGUCCUUACAAUUAACAGCAAUAAUGGGAAUCUGAUGAUCUUGGAUAAGAUUGGAGGCAACAUCAUGGUGACAUCUGAUUCUGCUACCAAUCACACAAGUGCUCGGCUAUUGGAUACUGGAAACUUCAUACUGAUAGAAGGUGAUUCAACUAAUGAUGAAGGCCGGGUCAUAUGGCAAAGCUUUGAUUAUCCUACAGAUACGUAUCUCCCUGGCAUGAAACUGGGGGUGAAUAUAAAAAGCGCGCAAAACCGCUGGUUCCUCUCUUCAUGGACAAGUAUAGAUAACCCUGCUCCCGGGGACUACACUUUAGGAAUGGAUUCCAAUGGAUUGGGUCAGUUUCUUAUACAGAGAAAGCGAAACAAAUCCUGGAGUAGUGGCACUUGGAACGGGGAGAUUUUCAGCCUUAUUCCUGAAAUGAGAAGUUAUAUCUUCAAUUACAGCUACAUAUCGAAUGAGGAUGGGACAUAUUUUAUUUAUUCACUUUAUGAUAAUACUAUAAUUUCAAGAUUGGUGAUGGACGUGUCUGGGCAAAUCAAGCAAAUGACAUGGCUGGAGAACAGCAAAUCUUGGAAUUUGUUUUGGUCUCAACCAAGAGCGGAAUGUGAUGUUUAUGCUCCUUGUGGGGCUUAUGGUAUCUGCAAAGAGGGUAUGCUCUCUCUUUGCACGUGCUUGCACGAAUUUGAGCCUUACUCUCAAAGAGAUUGGGAUUCAGGUGAUAGAUCAAAGGGGUGCGUGAGGCGAACAGAACUGAAUUGUGGGAAUCAAGAGAGGUUCUUGCGGUUGAGUGGCAUGAUCUUUUCUGGUAACCCUUGAGUUCUAAAGAAUUCAAGUCUCAGCCUAAAAGAUUGCGAAUUUGAGUGCAGGAGAAACUGCUCUUGUAUUGCUUAUGCUUCUGCACAUGAUAAGAGAGCCGGAUGUUCCUUGUGGGAUGGAGAGUUGAUAAAUAUUCGUGAGACGACCUUCGGCAAUGUCCCUGAUGUUUAUGUUCGUCUCUCUGCUUCAGAGUUUG
Molecule: messenger RNA, 1638 nt
Organism: Magnolia sinica
Lineage: Eukaryota; Viridiplantae; Streptophyta; Magnoliopsida; Magnoliales; Magnoliaceae
Product: G-type lectin S-receptor-like serine/threonine-protein kinase At2g19130
Exons: 1
Coding region: 351-1442 (363 amino acids)
Biological process (GO): recognition of pollen
Source: RefSeq, a predicted model, not a curated record